UGUCUGCUGUAAGAGAGUGCAAUCAGAGCUGUUCUUUUUAAAAAGGCUGUUCCCAGCUUCCAGAAACAACGUCCUUUUAGUGCUAAAAAGUUCUCUAACUGGAUUUGAGACUGUGGAGGCUGACACGUCAGAGGAACAGCACAAAGCUGAAGGACUUUUACAAGAGAAUCAACUCUGAAACCAUGUGGGUGAAAAGCCUGCUGGCCCUGUGCCUGUUAGCCAGUGUUAGAGCAGACAAAGCUCUCAGCAGCCAUGCCACCAUCCUAGUGGACAGCAGCACCAACCUGGCCUUCGACCUGUACCACAACAUGGCCAAGGAGAAAGAUAUGGAGAACAUCCUGAUCUCCCCAGUGGUGGUGGCCUCCUCCCUGGGCGUGGUCGCUCUCGGAGGAAAGUCCAACACUGCCACUCAGGUGAAGACGGUGCUCAGCGGCAAUAAAGUGAAGGACGAGAACCUCCACUCCAGCCUGGCUGAGAUCCUGACCGAGGUCAGCAACUCCACCGCACGCAACGUCACCUGGAAGAUCAGCAACCGCCUGUACGGGCCCAGCUCGGUCAACUUCGUUGACGAUUUCCUGAAGAACAGUAAGAAGCACUACAAGUACGAGCACUCCAAAAUCAACUUCAGAGACAAGAGAAGCGCCGUGAAGGCCAUCAAUGAGUGGGGGUCCAAGUCCACCGAUGGCAAGUUGCCAGAGAUCACCAAAGAUGUGGAGAAGACCGAUGGGGCCAUGAUCAUCAAUGCCAUGUUUUACAAACCUCACUGGGACCAGCAGUUUCAUCAUAAGAUGGUCGACAACCGUGGCUUCCUUGUGCAUCGAUCAUUCACUGUAUCAGUACCCAUGAUGCACCGCACAGGUAUCUACGGUUUCUUAGAGGAUACCACCAACAACCUGUUUGUGUUGGAAAUGCCACUGGCACAUAAGAUGUCAUCUGUGGUGUUUAUCAUGACCUACCAUGUCGAGCCUCUGGAGAGAGUGGAGAAACUGCUGACUCGCAAACAGGUGGAGACUUGGCUGAGCAAGCUGGAGCAGAAGGCCGUUGCAGUAUCUUUACCAAAGGUCAGCAUGGAGGUCAGCCAUAACCUGCAGAAACAUCUUGGAGAACUUGGCCUGACUGAGGCUGUGGACAAGACCAAGGCUGACCUGUCCAACAUCUCGGGAAAGAAAGAACUCUACUUGUCCAACGUCUUCCACGCCUCAGCCCUCGAGUGGGACACGGAGGGCAACCCUCCAGACACCAGCGUCUUUGGCAGCGACAAGCUGAAGAACCCCAAGCUCUUCUAUGCCGACCAUCCGUUCAUCUUCUUGGUGAAAGACAACAAGACCAAAUCAAUCCUCUACAUCGGCAGGCUGGUCCGGCCAAAAGGCGACAAGAUGAGAGAUGAAUUAUAAAAAAUGUGCUUAACUUAAACACGUUUUUUAAUUGGAUUCCCUUUUGGGUGCACCUGUGUGUAUUUGUUAGUGUGUGUGUGUGUGUGUGUGUGUGUGUGUGUGAGAGAGAGAGAGAAAGAGUGUGUAUGUGUGUGUGUGUGUUUGUGGGAGAGAACUUUGUUCACAUUUGUCUAAAUUAAAGAAACUGUUCAACCAAACAUGCUAACACGGCUGACAAAGAAUGGAAGCAAUUGGCCACAAUUAGCAGUUAGCAGUGAAUUUGCAUCAUUUUUAGGUGGCUUCCACAGGGUCCUUGCACCAUAUUAAAAGUCAAUAAAGACCUCAAUAAAUAUGAUUUAAGACCCAAAAUGUAGUCAUAAUUUAUUUAGUUCUCUCCCCAGUAACCUUAGCUAACUUUCCACUGACGUUAGUAUGUUAGUAAACUCCCUGCUAAUGUUAGCUAGCUCUCUGCAAAUUUUAGUUCUGUCCCUGGUAACGUUAGCUAGCUUGUUGAAGCUAGCUAAAGUUACUAUGUUAGCUAGCUUGCUGCUAACGUUGCUUCUACCCCUGGUUAUGUUUGCUAGCUCGCUUUAGCUAGCAAAAGUUAGUAUGUUAGCUAGCUCACCGCUAAAGUUAGUAUGUUAGCUAGCUCACUGCUAAAGUUAGUAUGUUAGCUAGCUCACCGCUAAAGUUAGUAUGUUAGCUAGACAGCCGCUAAUGUUAGCUAGCUCUCUCCUAACCUUAGUUCUCUCCCCGGAUUAGAUGUUUAUGGUGGGCCACUGUGUUUUCCCACUGGAUCUAAACGCACCAUCUGAAUAUUUAAUACCUACAGCAAAUUUUCAGUAAAUUUAAGUUAAUUUAAGACUUUCAAAAGGACCAGCAGGAACCCUGUUCCAUUUACUGUUAGCGAGAUUAGCAUUUUUGGCUGAACAUCAGACAUUAACUGAGGAGUGAGAGAGUAAAUAGUUUGCCUGAUACCUCAGAAGGACAUUCCAUACAAUCUGUGGACCGCCAUCUAGGUGCACUGUCCAGUCUUGGCCACUUUUUGGCCACUUUAUUAGAAACACUUUGAAGAACUUUCACCCUGUAGGUGUAUCUCUCUGUUGAUAAAAGCCCUAAAGUCAUUCAUGGUGCUAAAAAUGGUGCAUACCCGAAAGCAACAGUGGUUCAGUCAACAGUGGUUCUGCAGUCAGAAACUGGUUGAUAUAGUGAACCUAUUAGGGUGGGUGUUUCUAAUAAAAUGGCCAAGUAAGUGUCUAAAGUGUGAAACAACUCAUCCUAACGUCUUCAUUAAAGUUAAAUGACCACACUGUCCGACUGUAGUAAAGUUGACCUAUGUGAGAGUUAAGAAGAAUGACAUGCUUAUAUUAAGUAUGAUGUCCAACAAAAAGGCCUUGCAUCCAUUAACAGCAUUUCUCUCAGGGUUUUCGCUCUUUGUUUUAUCCGUUUGUUUGGUCGGCCGUGCUGAGUUACCAAAACCACAAGCCAAAUGCUUGGCAUGUGAAAUAUGUGUGGGUUCGUGAAAAUAUCUUUAAUGUUUGAAGUUACGAAUUUAGCACAAGUGUUCUGUUGAAAAGUGUUGGAAAAUGUUGGAAAAGCUACAUGGAGAACAUGCAUUCCUCCUUGGCCUGAAAUCCACGCUUGUGUCUGGCAUGGUUCUAGUCCGCACUGAAAACAAUGUGUUUUGGAUUGUUUUUUUCUAAAUAAAAGCAGCACCACUGAAAA
Astyanax mexicanus (Mexican tetra) is the source of this 3098-nucleotide messenger RNA. It is a transcript of the gene serpinh1a, whose product is annotated as serpin peptidase inhibitor, clade H (heat shock protein 47), member 1a. Bases 183 to 1394 code for a protein of 403 amino acids. Gene Ontology annotation, biological process: negative regulation of endopeptidase activity; collagen fibril organization. The transcript is spliced from 5 exons. The record is from RefSeq and is a predicted model, not a curated record. NCBI's taxonomy places the organism in Eukaryota, Metazoa, Chordata, Actinopteri, Characiformes, Acestrorhamphidae. Gene Ontology annotation, molecular function: serine-type endopeptidase inhibitor activity. Gene Ontology annotation, cellular component: endoplasmic reticulum.